This is a messenger RNA of Coregonus clupeaformis (lake whitefish), 3129 nucleotides long. It is a transcript of the gene pkd2l1, whose product is annotated as polycystic kidney disease 2-like 1. The record is from RefSeq and is a predicted model, not a curated record. Gene Ontology annotation, cellular component: membrane. NCBI's taxonomy places the organism in Eukaryota, Metazoa, Chordata, Actinopteri, Salmoniformes, Salmonidae. Gene Ontology annotation, molecular function: calcium ion binding; calcium channel activity; muscle alpha-actinin binding. Gene Ontology annotation, biological process: detection of mechanical stimulus; potassium ion transmembrane transport. Bases 86 to 2554 code for a protein of 822 amino acids. The transcript is spliced from 15 exons.
UCUUGCCUCACUAUCAUCUUGUUUGAGAACCUACAGUAAUAAUAUAUUGAAGAAUAGAGAGCCAGGUGAUCCCAACCAGGCACUAAUGCAGCGCCUCAACAACCGGUUGGAGAGCCACAUCAGUGGGCAGGUGGAGUGUGAGUUGGACAGCCUGGGGAAGGGUUCCUGGGUGAACCAGGGGUACUGUGGCUCUCCUCCACCCAUUCCUCGGGCUAUCAGCACUGUCUACAACCCCCAGCCCCUCUACCCCCAAGGCUCCUUCGACAGCAUGUGCAAACUAACCACGCCGAGCCCUUUCCCAACCGAGGUCAAGCCGCUGGAGACAGGUUCCGAGAAAAAACGUGGUGGAUGCUGCUCAUUUUUUAAAGGACUGUGGGGCACUACACUGACUGAGAAUACAUCGGACAACCGGGAACUGUUUGUUAAGACUACAAUGAGGGAGUUACUGGUCUAUUUGGUGUUCCUUGUGGACAUAUGUCUAUUGACAUAUGGCAUGACCAGCUCCAACACCUACUACUACACUAAAGUCAUGACGGACCUGUUUGUGCUUACGCCCAGUGACAGUGGGGUUACGUUUCAGUCCAUUAGCAGCAUGGCAGACUUCUGGACGUAUGCCCAGGGCCCAAUGCUGGACGGCCUCUACUGGACCAAAUGGUACAACAACCAGUCUCUGCAGAAUGGAGACCAGUCCUUCAUCUUCUAUGAGAACAUGCUGCUGGGGGUCCCCAGGAUGAGACAGAUCAAGGUGAUGAACAACUCCUGUAAGGUCCACAAAGACUUCCGCAACGAGAUCUCCGGAUGCUUUGAUGUCUAUAACGAGAAGAAGGAGGAUGAGGUGGACUUUGGCCUUCUUAAUGGAACUGCCUGGCAAUACCACAAUGAGAAAGAGAUAAAGGGUUCAGCCCACUGGGGUCUGCUUGCCACGUACAGCGGUGGAGGGUACUACCAGAACCUGAACAAGACCAAGGAGGAGAGUGCUGAGAUCCUGAUGGAGAUGAAUAACAACCUAUGGUUGGACCAUGGCACCAGGGCCGUGUUCGUCGACUUUUCCACUUACAACGCUAACAUCAAUCUGUUCUGUGUCAUCAGGUUGUUGGUUGAAUUUCCAGCCACUGGUGGAGCGAUACCCUCAUAUCAGAUUAGAACGGUGAAGCUGAUUCGUUACAUCACCUACUGGGACUACUUCAUCAUUGGCUGUGAGAUGGUGUUCUGCCUGUUCAUCCUCUACUAUAUUGUGGAGGAGAUUCUUGAGCUCCGAAUCCACGGGUUCUCCUACUUCAGCAGUAUCUGGAACACUCUGGAUGUGGUUGUCAUACUGCUUGCCAUUGUUGCAAUCAUCUUCAAUGUUUUUCGCACCAUUAAAGUGGACAAUUUACUUGGUAAACUCUUAGAACAACCUGACAUUUAUGCAGACUUUGAAUUUCUUGCAUUCUGGCAAACACAAUACAACAACAUGAAUGCAGUGAACUUGUUCUUCGCUUGGAUCAAGGUUUUUAAGUACAUCAGUUUUAACAAGACUAUGACUCAGCUGUCUUCUACUCUGGGCCGCUGUGCCAAAGACAUCAUGGGAUUCGCCAUUAUGUUCUUCAUCGUGUUCUUUGCCUACGCUCAGCUCGGCUACCUGCUUUUUGGUACGGAGGUGAAAUCCUUCAGCACCUUCGUCAAGUGCAUCUUUACACAGUUCCGGAUCAUUCUUGGAGAUUUUGAUUAUGAUGCCAUUGAACGUGCCAACAGAGUCCUGGGGCCAAUCUAUUUCGUCACCUAUGUGUUCUUUGUCUUCUUUGUGCUGCUUAACAUGUUUCUGGCCAUCAUCAACGACACAUAUUCUGAGGUCAAGGAAGAGCUGUCAUCCCAGAAGGAUGAGCUGCAGAUUACUGACAUCAUCAAACAGAGCUACAUGAAGACAUUUAUGAAAUUGAAACUGAAAAAGGAGAAGAUAUCCGAUGUUCAGAAAGUCCUACGAUCUGGAUCGAACGAACUAGAAUUCAAAGACUUUAGAGAAACUCUGAAAGAGUUGGGACAUGCCGACCAUGAGAUAUCUGAAGCUUUCUCCAAAUUCGACCGUGAUGGAAACCAAAUUCUGGACCAAGAGGAGCAAGAGAGGAUGAAGAGGGAGCUGGAGGAGAAGAGGGAUGCUCUUAGUGCCGAGCUCAACAACCUUGGAAAAAACUAUGGGAAUGGCUCUCUGGAGAAAUCAACGGUGGAGCAUGGCAAGCCAAGUAACACUCUGAUGGAGCAGGAGGACUUCCAGAGGUUGGUCAGACAGGUUCUCCAACUAGAACACUCAGUAGCUGCUAUCAUGGCCAAGAUGGAUAUAGUCAUGGAGAAACUGGAACUGCAGGAGAGCAACAGGACUAAAGGGAAGGAAACAAUAGGAAAACCAAGUGCGGUCAAAAACUACAAUGAAAAAUCAGCUUCAGAUGGGAAUGUUAUGGUAUAUAUGGAUAGAGGGACAAGGGCUGAGAUGGCACCCUGGAGAUCAACCAUUCCUGCUGGAAGUGCCACCUAUGAUCGUCCUGGGACAGGCUGGCCAACGGCCAACAGCCACAUGUGAAGCAUAUUUAACUGACUUAAAGGCAAUGGUGAAUGGCUUAACAGGUUAUAAUCACUUCAAUUCAUGUUCAAAAUUCUGCUAUAUAUUGUACAUGUAUUCCUUUUAAGUCAGAGAGAGAGGUUAAGAUAAUGUAACAUGUAACUUUAUAUAUUAAUUGUACUGUCCAUACAUUUGUGCUGGGCUUUGUGAUUGAUGUGUUAAUCUUGUUUGUUGUUGCCAUUAAAAAAAAAAAAAUGUAUCUUAUGAAUUUGUGUAUAAGACAAAAGUUAAAUGUAUAUGUACAAUAUUCUAUACUAUAUAAGUACUCCCACCACCUUGCACCUGACUUAAUGUGUAUAAUUCCAAAAUAUACAGGAACAUCUAAAUUGAGUUUAUGAGCUUUAAUAUUGACAAGCGUCCCUUGGAACAUGCAACUAAGACUAUUUAUCUUUUGACUACUCUAUCUUUGUUUAAAUCUAGAAUAUCCUCAAAAUAUGAGAUAGGUAUAUAUAUAGAUUUCCUGUAACGAUCUAGACUAGCCUCAAUUCAAAGCUGUUGCUCAUUGUAUCUGUUGUACAUAAAUAAUUACUCAAUAA